AUGUUUUUCCGAACAGCAGUUACUCGCUCUAUCCUAAGAGCGGCAUCUAGCUCAAAUGUCUCUACUACACGCUUGGCUUUGUCCGGCACCAUUUUCAAGGCCCAAUUGACUUCGUCUGUCCGCCAACCGGCCGUUAUCCAUGCAACAUCUCUUGCUGUUGCAGCCAGAAAACCCACUACGACCGCUCUUAUCCGAUAUGCGUCGACGGCUGCUGUCAAGACCAGCGACGCUGUACCACCACCAAAAGUUGAGGAAGAGGAGGAUGUCGAUAUGAUGGCUGGUGUCAAGGGUGAUAUGAAAAUUAUCCGUGACACUUUCUCCCUAAAGGACGUCCCCAAAGAAGCCUUGUAUCUCGGGCUAGCCGGUGUUAUUCCCUACGUUGCGACUUCGCUCCAAACUGUUUACUUGUCCUGGGAAAUGAAUAAUGCCAUUACCACCGGUAGCGGUCAUUACAUAUCCGGACAGACCGCAGAGAUGAUGAUGAGCCUUAUUGAGCCUGUUCAGGUUGGAUAUGGUGCAGUGAUCCUCUCUUUCCUUGGCGCCAUCCACUGGGGUUUGGAAUGGGCGGGAUACGGGGGAAAGGUUGGCUACCGACGAUAUGCUACUGGAGUCGUCGCACCUGCUGUUGCUUGGCCUACCCUGUUCAUGCCCAUUGAAUAUGCCCUCAUCUCUCAGUUCUUUGCUUUCACCUUCCUGUACUAUAACGACGCGCGUUCUGCGGUUAAGGGCUGGACUCCAUCCUGGUACCACAUGUAUCGCUUUGUCCUAACCUUCAUUGUCGGUGCCAGCAUCGUUAUGAGUCUGGUCGGUCGUGAGAACCUUUCCACACACUACGAAUCCCGAAACGAACUGACUAAGAAGUGGAAGGAAUUGGAGCGCCUGGCGAUGGAGAAAGAGGCCGUCAAGGCAACCGAAUCCAGUGAAGAGCAAUAA
Histoplasma mississippiense is the source of this 933-nucleotide messenger RNA. RefSeq lists its product as hypothetical. Lineage: Eukaryota; Fungi; Ascomycota; Eurotiomycetes; Onygenales; Ajellomycetaceae. The transcript has 3 exons. The record is from RefSeq and is a predicted model, not a curated record. The coding region runs from base 1 to 933 and encodes 310 amino acids.